AUGGCGACUCACAGAUUCGACCCCACCUUCACGGACAAUGUCAUCAACGCUAUGGGUCCUAAGACCUCGCCGCGUCUGCGCCAGCUCAUGACAGGCUUGAUCCGCCAUGUGCACGACUUUGCGCGCGAGAACGAGCUCACCGUCGACGAGUGGAUGCAAGGUGUCCAGCUGCUCAAUUGGGCCGGCCGGAUGAGCGACGAUAGGCGCAAUGAGGGGCAACUGGUGUGCGAUGUGAUUGGACUCGAAUCCCUCGUGGACGAAAUCACCUUCAAGCUUGCCGAAGAAGCCAAGGACGCGCCCACCGCAACCGCUAUCUUGGGUCCCUUCUUCCGCGCUGAUACGCCCUACCGCGACAACGGCGCUGAUAUCGUCGUGACCAAGCCCAAGGAUGGCGAGAUGGUCUUCAUGCACGGCCGUGUCAUGGACUUUGUGACCAAGGCGCCGCUGGUGGGCGCGUCGGUGGAGGUGUGGCAGGCGUCGACAAACGGCCUGUACGAGCAACAGGAUCCCGAGCAGGUUGAGUUCAACCUACGCGGCAAAUUCAAGACAGAUGCCGAUGGUCGGUACUACUUUUACUGCUUGCGGCCUACGCCGUAUCCUGUUCCCGAUGAUGGUCCUGCCGGCAAGAUGCUCCAGCUUAUGGACCGUCACCCCUUCCGCCCUGCUCAUAUCCACAUUAUUGUUACUCGGGACGGCUACCGCCCUUUGACUACCCAAAUCUUCGACAGCAAGGACAAGUAUCUGACCAAUGACUCUGUGUUUGCUGUCAAGGACUCCCUAAUUGUGGACUUUGUUGAACGAAAGGGUGACCCUCAAGCUGGACUUGAGCUUAAGUAUGAUGUGAAGUUGGUGGGUGAUACCCCCAAGGCCGAGGCGAUUAAGGAGGCAUCCGCCUGA
This is a messenger RNA of Penicillium maclennaniae, 897 nucleotides long. RefSeq names its product intradiol ring-cleavage dioxygenase. Gene Ontology annotation, biological process: catechol-containing compound metabolic process. Gene Ontology annotation, molecular function: ferric iron binding; catechol 1,2-dioxygenase activity. The transcript is spliced from 3 exons. Lineage: Eukaryota; Fungi; Ascomycota; Eurotiomycetes; Eurotiales; Aspergillaceae. The record is from RefSeq and is a predicted model, not a curated record. The coding region runs from base 1 to 897 and encodes 298 amino acids.